UUCAAUUUAGCCAAAAUAUAAAAAAUGGUGCCAAAAAUGAAAAAAAAAGGCUUUUUGUCAGCUUGGCUUACAGCAGAGAUAUGAUUUGGGAUCUUUUUUCAAGCUUAGGUGGUAAAAGUGUUGACUUAGUAUUGAAAGGGGAAUACGUGAGAGAGAAGAUAUCUAGAGCUGCCUGAUACAAAGCAAGCAGUUGAACUGUCAAAGUGUGACAGGGGAUAGAGGGGGCAUGGUAGGGGUGGGGGCAGGUGUAGCAAAUAGUUAGGGGCAAUAGCAUGUUGCAGAACCAAAUAUAUGUCUAUGAGCAAUUUAGGGCUCCUGAUGCUCUAGUAUUUAGUGAACAGCAAACUCUGAUAAACAAGAGCAAUAGCAUUAGUGGUUACAGUCACAAUUUUGAUAAACAUGAAAAUAUAUUGAAUAUUGACAUCAAUUUGGACAAUUUGAUUGCUUUAAUAACUGAGUGAUUAAAGAAAUAUUUUUCCUCUUUCAUAAUACAUUUUUACUAAAUUUUUCCAUUUAAAGAUAGCCAUCAAGUUUGUUUCAUCAUGGGCUUUGUUUUUUUGCAAAAAGAAAAAGAAACUUGCUAACAAUCCUGAACACAUUUUAAGGCAAAGUUCUCAUACUUCUGAGAAAUAUUUUUUUGUAUAAACUUUCACCAUUCAAUUUUUAAGCAACUGUAUUUUUGUGUGGCAAGGAAAGUGUAAGCUUCAGGCAAAAUUAACAAACAACGAGGAUAGACUUUGUCAAAUCCCCCUUUAGGCUCGUCCAAAGAGUGGAAAUGUAGGACAGUCCACAAAAGAGACACUAAGCAAAAUUUCAAUCUAUUAGUCUGAUCCCUUGUAUGUCUUGAAUCUCUUCUGAAAAGUUAAAAUGUAUAAAAAAUAGGGAGAAGAUAACAUCAUUACUAACUAUGAAUCUAUUUAAUUUUCCAGGCUGUUGUGCAAGCUGAUGGCAACGGACAUGUUGAAUCGUCAGGGCAAAUAGUUACAAGAAAUUACAUGUAACAUGCAACUUCAAUUGGUUUUUUGGAGAAGGUUGUAACGUCAAGCAAUCGAGACACCCAUCAUGUUGAAUGACAAACCGUCCCGCAUAAUCGCCCUCUGCUCAGUAGCGAACUUUAUCAACUCUGCUGACAGGGUGAUUAUGCCGAUCGCCAUUGUACCCAUGGCUCAGGAGUUUAAAUGGGAUCUGCAUCAACAAGGAUGGGUCCUAAGUGCAUUUGCUCUGGGCUACAUGAGUAGCCAGGUUGUUGGAGGCAGUGCGGCAAAGAAGUAUGGAGGAAAAAAGAUUCUAAGUCUGGCAGUAAUACUUUGGUCUUUGUCAACCUUCCUUGUGCCUCUGUUUUCACAUUCGUUGUACAUAUUGAUAUUGUCUCGAGUACUUCUUGGACUUGGCGAAGGUCUAGGUCUCCCAACAAUUUUUCACAUUUUUUCUCACGCCAUUCCAUGCGAAGAGCGGUCUAGGGCAUUUGGUUACUUGGUAGCCUUUGGUUCUAUUGGGCAGACAGUAGCCUCACUGGUGUGUCCUCAUUUGCCAUGGGAGUGGAUGUUUUAUUUCUUUGGCCUGAUGGGCUUUACUUGGGUCGCUGUUUGGGCCUCAAUGUACGCCGAUUCCAGGGGAGCCUUGGAUGAAGAGUUUGUGGAUCCUCCAAAGGUGAACAACUCCAAUGUGCGGUGGAUGGAGUUUGUGGCUCACUGGCCAUUGUGGUCCAUCUACAUAGCUCACUUCAGCAUGAACUGGUCCAACUACAUUGUGAUGCAGUGGCUGCCCACCUACCUGUCCUCCACACUCGGGGCCAACCAGUCGCACAUGAUGUCCACAGCCGUGCCUUAUAUCAUGAACUCUCUUGUUGGUGUUGUUGCUGCCCAUUUUGCAGAUGCUUUGAUUGCUCACAAAUGGACAGUCUUGUCUGUGCGUCGCCUCAUGACGACUAUUGGCUUGCUUGGUCCUGGAUUAUUUAUUCUUUUUUUCAGUGCUGUGUAUAAUUUGCCCCUGGCUGUCUUUUUUGUGUCUGUUUCACUUGGCUUGAGUGCUUGCAAUUCAUCAGGACACUUGAGCAACCACGCUGAGGUGGCCCCUAAUCACGCUGGGAUCACUUUUGCCAUAUCAAAUACUCUUGCGACGAUACCAGGUAUUUUGUGUGGCCCCUUAACGGCUGAGCUUGUCACACAGUCCCAUGGUCGUUGGCUGCCCGUGUUUGUCAUAGCAGCUGGGGUGAACUUUGUGGGAGCAGUCAUCUAUCUGAGUCAGAGUGCAGCCAGUCAAGUAUUAUGAUGUCCCACCACAGCAGUUGACUUUUGUUUGAUGUUUGAAUUGGUUACAUUUGCCUUGCAGCCAAUCUCAAAGAGGCCUUCAUUGCACAGAAUGACACUACAAAAUUAGUUUUUAAAGAAAGUUCUGUGACAUUCUGAUUUUUUUCCUCCCUUGUUAGUAUUUUGAAAGAAAAACCCCAGUGGUUUUUGAAAAUGUCUCUUGCAGCACAAAGUUCUAUAAUAACAGCAAGGAAACUUGACGUUUUGACAAGGAUUUUAUGGUUUUGUUUUUCGCUGCUUAAAUUUUACUUUGGCUGGUUGCAUGGCAUGUAGUCAUUUUCAUUUGCAAGAUGAGUGCAUCUUCUUGAAGAAAAGGAGCAUCUGAGCAAAUGGACUAAAGUGGUGCUUGGUUUAAACACUGUGAUGUAAUUACUUCUCUAUUGUGGUUGCAGUUAGACAUGCUCAUUGAGUAUUUAAUGCAAAAAUGUGUCCUUCAAACCAUAACCCCUCAGUUGUUCUUAGAUUUUUGUGUAUGGCAAUCAACAGCAGUAGAAAUGGUACUUGUACAAUUCUGAUGCGAAUCAUAAAUUUCUAAUAAAAGAAAUUUAUUGGGGGUUUGAUCAAGGAAGCUCAAUUUUUAUAGGGUUGAAGGAAAAGUUAAGUUAAUGUUUUAUUGGGCAUUUAACCUGUCCUGUCUCUUUGAUGAUAUUUAGAACAGUGAAUUACGGAUCUUUCAAUUUCUUUAAGUUAUUUGUUCCAACUUGUAAAAACUGAAUGUAACCAAAUGAUUCAAAGAUUUUUAUAAACCUAAAGGAUGUCACUGGAAAUAAAUCUGCCCCAUAUAUUAUUUUGAAGAUGGAAACUGGUAUUAUGUACCCGAAUUAACUGUUUCCAGUCUUGGACCCAUGUUUUCAAUUAUUUAGGACCAACCAAUGCAUUUUCAUGUUAUGUAAUGAGACUUUGAUAUCAAUGAUAGGUAAUUUGUUGUUCUUGAGAUGGGAAUGCAAGUUCAAACUAUCUGAGAGUGAGAUAACAAUUUUAAAGGUUUCUGUGUUGACAGGAAUACACAUAUUGGUUGUUUUAUUUCUGCAAUGUUCUCUUCAUGGUCUAAGAAUGUGAGGUAUUUGAUCUUGAUAUUUAUUAUCACUCUUCUUAAGUCAUGUGAAUAGGAGUCUAAACUUUUGUAAACAUGGACACAGGAAAAUAUUCUGUACAGGUACAGUUUCUCAGGUGCUGUAAACUUUGAGUGUCAUAAUGGGUUAAAGCUAAAAAUUGCCUAUUUCACUAUAUGAGAACUGGACAACUGUAACUUUAUAUGCUAUUGAACAAAAGAAAGGUAUGAUUUUCAUUUUUCUCUAUUUUUGCUGAAAAAAAAAUGAUAACUUGUUUCAUGUUCUCGGUCAGUAAAUUCUGAGGCAUUACUCUGUGCCUUUUAUGGAAUGUUAUUUUUGCUGGUGUUAAGUUGAGCAAUAGUCCAUCCCUGUGGACCUUCGUUCAUAUUCCUGUAGAUGGUAUCAUUUUGGCAGAAUGUUUUUUGAUCAUGAUGCAUUUUUGCGAGUUGUGAACACAGUGUUGCGAUUAGAGAAAAUGAGAUUGUUUCUCAAUUGAUCCUUGAUUAUGCCUGUUAUGUAUUGUUAGCCCUGCGUGUAAGGUUAAGUUGAGAUGAGUGAAGAGGCACCCUACCCUGUCUGUUGGUUUUUAUUGUAAUACAUGUAGCUUAAAGUCUGGAAUGUGAUUGUUAAGAUGAGUUCUUCAAUAACAGUUAUUUUUCUGUUUAUUUUGAUGAUAUCUCAUGACAGUAAAAUUGGCCCCAGUUGUACUGGUGAUCUGGGUUUUUAAAAUCUGAUUCUCUCUUUUUACGGUUGUAAUGAUAGUGGAAAGGGACCUUGAAUGUUAACCCUGCUAGAUGCUAAUGGGGUAGCCUAGAAAUCGUGCUGUAUUUGGACGGCACAGAACUGAUUGUAGUACGAAGGGACUGAUGACAUUUCAAAGGCUAAGAGCAAUCUGGCGAAACUUAUAUUAUAGCGAUUUUGGAGACGAAAUUGAGUGGAAAAAGAAAGAGGGGUACUCGCUGGAUGUUUUUUAAAUUUUCAAUCAGUACAAGUCUGACAUAGUUUCCCUAUUCACAAGUUGAUGAUAUUCUUUUAAUUUUUGUGUGAUUUACGGCUCCCCAAGAUGAAUGCCUUCAGACCUUCUCGCACAGUGACCCCAUUUGUGUAGAUCCACACUCAUAGCAUCAACAGUGAUCAAACUAAUAUAAAACAAUAUACUUCUGAAGUUCUUUAUACCAGUUGGACAGUAAAGAUUUUGCUGGACUCUAUUUGCACAUUUUCAACACUCUUUCUGAGGUUUGUCACUAUGAUGAAUGUUAGUUUAUGCAUAUGUUUGUUUUGUUUUUUUCUCUGUCUUGUGAAACUGUGAGGGGAUGCUACAUUGUCUUUCAGAUUCAUGAGUAGGUGUAUUUGUAACCCUGCCAUUGCCUGUCAUUCAUGCCCAUUUAUAAUUUUUCUGGGUCACAGGUGACAUACAGUACUUGUCUGCUCAAAACUCAGUGACUCUCUUCAGCACACAGAAUGGGGAAAAAAAUACGUUGACGAUAUGAUUGAGUGAAAAAAAAGAAAUUCAGUGUUAAGUGGGAAUGGUAAAAUAGGUAAUAAAGCAGAAAAUAUGAAAAGAGAUGGAAAAAGAACGGGGUUUGAUUUCUUUACUUGUAAUUUUUUAUGUAACUCUUUUUCUUGUUUUAUCAAUGAGGUUAGUGUUGAACAAUUUUGCUGUUCUAGUUCUCUCUUUAUUGCACAGCUCUGGUUCAUAGGAAAAUGUGAAUUAUGAGGGGCAAAAACGACAUUCAAAAUUUCACUUCGCUUUUCAAGCUAAUGAGUUUAUAGGAUCGAUCCAAGGCAGGGCAAGCUUACAGAAUACAAUCCUUAAUGCGUUUGUUGGAAAAACUAAGUGGACAUCAUUGGAGAGAGCAAGAAACCAUGAAUGGAGAUAUUUUUCCUUUUUUAUUACUGAUCAUGAGAUAAGACCACUGAGAUUUAACUGGAGAUUACAAAAUAGUUUUUUACCUUUUUUGUGACCUUUUUUGUGAACUUGUGAAUGGUUUCCAGUUUCCAUCCAGUCAAAAUGAGGCUGAAGUUGCUGAGCAUGAAAUCGCCCACACCCUGAGAAAAGUUCUUUUCAGACUUAAGUUUCUUUUAUUCUUGUUACUCCUCUUAAGUGAACGUCAUCUUUUGCUUGAAGGCAAUUUUGGAGUGAUGCUGUUGGGGACUUCAUACUGAUUUUGACUGAUGGGAGAACAAAUCUCUCCAUUUUCUUUAUUUUUUUCACUGUAAUGUUGUUUCGCUUUGUACCUUUGAUAUUGAAACAUUUUUACAAGAUGAUCUGAAAUUGUUUUGCCGCAGUUGGCUGUUGCAUUGCAAGGGGGAACGAGCAUGUUAGUUGUUGAUGGGGACCUAUAUUCCUCUCACUAGUUUGGUUGAAAAUAGUUUUCAAGUAACCUAUUUUUAGUUGUUAUUUGGGUUACUUGUUUUGCAUGUUAGGUCAAAAGUACUGUGCCGCAACUGUGAUUUAAAAAAAAGUAUAUAGAGCAUGUUGUAGAAAACAGUCCUUAAUUUUGCUUGAAACUUUAUGACCUUAUUUAAGGUAUCAUAAAGAAGUCGAGGUCUUUGGGAUGAUGGUGGUGUGCAGUAUACAGGGGAGAAAGAUUUAUCUCUGGUGAAGGUGAGCAGUUCUUUCAGAAUGUUCUGGCACUGUAGGAGAAACUGGAUGUUUCAGACUGUUUUAUUUACAAUAUGACCUUUCGGGUUGCCAUUUUGCUAGUGUUGAGCAUGUUUUUUUUUUUUAUUGCUCACAUCUCUAUAUGACAUCCCCAAUCCUCUUAAUUGCAGAGAUACAAUUUUUAAAUGAUGAGUAAAUUGGUGGUUGGUUUGGGGGAGGGGGGGUGUCAUUGGUAGGCCCUACUUCUUUUCUUUCCCACUGUUCUUUCUAUCUGUCGGUCCUGAUUUUACCCUGCAUUAAAUGACUGUUAGCAUGUCGGUGUGCUUCUUUUCAAUCACACAAACAAAAGCAAAUUGGAAUUACUGUCUUUAAUCUGUAUGUGCUCAGGGUUUCCCAAUUUGUAGUGAUCUUUUGGGAAGCGACUGCUUAUCGUGCUGGCAGGGAAAGGGAUAUUUAUUUUGCUGGAAGUUAAAUUGUAAACUUUCCUAAAAGGGGCAACGUUGUCGUUGAUGUAAAAGUCUUGCUUGAUGUGGACUGUGGCUUAAAAAAACAUUAUUAUAUUUCCAGAGAAAAUGAAAUUGAUAGAAGCUCCAAGUCUGAGUGCCAUUUUUUAGACAAAUGUGUUGCAUUGUAAACUUUGUAUGACCAGCUGCAAGUCAUUUUUCUUUUUAUCAUUCUUUUUUGCUGUUGUACUUGUGUACUUUUUUUCUUUAGAAACUACUUAUUUCAGUGCUUAACAUUCCACCUAUCAUCAAAACAAUCACACAGCCGCUUUUUGUAAUACAUCAUUUUGCAUGACCUGUCUAUAAGUCAGCUCUUGUAAAGAACCUACCUAUGUAUGCCAAAUUGCUGCCUUCAACGCUCUGCUACACAUAUUUUUUUUUACUUCAUAGUGUACUUAUGGCAUACAGACACAGAAGGGAAAGUCUUAGCUGUACCACAUUCUUUUAGUCCUCUUUAGUUACAGAUACAGAGAUGUGAACACCUUCACAGUUGCAGAGGUGUGAACAUCCUCCUAGUUCUAUGUGCGAAAGGAUAGAAAGCUGCAAACAUUCCAGCCGCCAUCCUAACUUAUACUUUUGUAUUGCUAUAUAUCUUCUUUCAUCUUUAUUAUUAGUGUGGUGUACGUGGAUAAAUUCUAUCUAUAGUUCAAUUCUGUUUUCAUUGCUGCCGUGUGUCAAAAAAGAGAUGGAGAGUCUUAUCAGUGGGAAGUGGGGGAAUAUCAUUGUCAGUUGCUGUGUCCUUUCAUCUGUUGUUUUUUGUUUCUGUGCGGAUGCAUUAUGUGCACCAUGGUGUGGUCUGCUUCUUCUACUUCUUUUUCAAGUUGCCAUUGCUCUCAUCAGUCUUCAGCAAUAUGUGUCUGUUAUUGUGCUGACUGGUCGUGGACUACAGCUCAACAGAUUUUAGUAGUUUCGUUUUUCAGUCCUUAAGUAGUGGUUCACAGCUCCUAUUACAGUGUUUGGUUCAUUGAAGGGUACUCAUCAUUCAGUUGUGUUGUUCACGCACACUAUGUAGGGGAUAGGCAGAAAAGGGUAUAGCUGGUCGGUUUGCCAGCUAGUUGUGUAAAGUCUGAUUACUUCUCUUUCUUUCCCCCCUUUGGUCUAUUUGGGGAUCAAAUUCACUAAAAAAUCAAUUCUUUCUUCCUUCCCAACAAGCUACUGUUUUCAUUACUAAAAAUAUCCCCUGCUGUACUAAUAUGCUCAUUGCCUUCUGCCAUUCUCUAUUACUUUGUUUUCCACCAUUAGAUAUCCAUGAUUAUCGAAUCUAUAUUGCUUGUUUUUUUUCCACAGAAUCAAAUCAAUUGACACUUCAAUAGAAAAUUAAAAUGUUUGUUACCUUUAAA
Molecule: messenger RNA, 7809 nt
Organism: Aplysia californica (California sea hare)
Lineage: Eukaryota; Metazoa; Mollusca; Gastropoda; Aplysiida; Aplysiidae
Product: sialin
Exons: 8
Coding region: 1063-2271 (402 amino acids)
Biological process (GO): monoatomic anion transport; transmembrane transport
Molecular function (GO): transmembrane transporter activity
Source: RefSeq, a predicted model, not a curated record